UUCCUUAUCAAACCCAAAACGUUCAAAGUUCAUUCCCUACUUCAUCAAUUUUGAUUACGGUUGACUACAUAUAUCCCAAAUUUUUAAAAGAUUGCCAAAAUGACCUCCACAGGUCUCUUGGUUGUGUCCAAUGUUAAACAAAUCGGUGCAUCUUUGCGUGCUAUAGAGAAGUAUGUGGGUAAAAUAUAUAUACAUCUUAACAUUCCGGUGGAAAAAUGUCAACCAAUGCCAACUUGGGGCCAUUUGAUAUCUCAAAUGUACGCAGAUAACAGCCGGUUUUGUAAUCAGAGCUUUAAAAUGAGCAUUUUGGUGGGGUCCUUACGGGAUCAGGGAAUAAAUGCACUUCAAAUAAAACCCGUUGAUAUGCUAUUUUGUGAUAGUCACUAUCCUGAACUUUGUGAACGAAUGCGUGAACAUUUAAACAUACCUGGUCCACCGAUUUACUUAGAGCAAGAAUCAAAUUCGACCACAGAUGUUGGUGAAUAUCAGGACUUUAAAGAUGCUCAUAAGAUGUAUGACACAGUAGUAGUUGGUGGAACUUUUGACCGCAUACAUGUAGGGCACAAGAUAUUUUUAACGCAGGCUGUAAUUCGCUGCUGCCGCCGGCUAGUGGUGGGUGUUACGACAAAACAAAUGAAUAAAUCCAAAACUCUUUCGGAGUUGAUAUUACCAGUGGAAAAGCGCAUCGAAGAAGUACGUGGAUUUCUGACGGAAAUUGACUCUAGCUUACAAUACGAAGUCGUUCCUAUUGAUGACCCAUUUGGGCCAACCCAAUCCGAUCCAAAUAUGGAUUUGAUUGUAGUGAGUGCGGAAACCGAAAGAGGCGGCCAUAAAGUGAAUGAGCUGCGAAUCAAAAAUAAUUUACGGCCGUUAGAAAUAUAUUGUAUAAGCCUCGUUGAAUCAAAUGACACGGGUGUUGGUCCAAAAGAAAAGAAAGUAAGCUCAAGUAAUACACGUGUCGAUCUAUUGGGAACUAGGCUAAGACAGCCAGAGCCACGACCCAACCUACCUGGGCUGCCAUAUAUUAUUGGUCUUACCGGUGGUAUAGCUUCUGGAAAAAGCAUAAUGUGCAAUAGACUGCUGAAAAAGGGUGCACAAGUAUUGGAUUGUGACAAGAUUGCGCAUGAGAUUUACGAGCCAGGUCAAGUUUGUUACACAAAAAUAAUUAAUCAUUUUGGCAAUGACAUUUUGGACUCAGAAGGUCGAAUUAAUCGUCAAAAACUUGGGGGAAUCGUAUUUAAUGAUCCUAAGCAAUUAGAAUCGUUGAACAACAUUGUAUGGCCAGAGCUAUUGCUAGAGGUUAAGCGACGAAUCCGCAUUGCUCACGCCCAGCAUAAAUAUAAUAUCAUUGUAAUCGAAGCGGCAAUAUUAUUAAGAGCUGGUUGGGAUUCUGAAUGUCACGAGGUAUGGUCAACUAUUGUAACCCCCGAACUGGCUGUACAACGUAUUAUGCAACGGAAUGACUUAAGUGAAGAAGAAGCACGUAAGCGUAUUGCCAGUCAAAUGGAUAACAGUGAGGUCGUAUCCAAAUCACACAUUGUUUUUAGUUCGCAAUGGUCAGACGAAUUUACCCAGGAGCAAGUAGACAAAGCAUGGUCAAUAUUAAUGCAAGAUAUUAAGCAACGGAUAAAAGACUAUUUUUCUGUGGGCAAUAGUUCCAGCAACAGUUGAUUUUGAUGCUCAUUCAAAACAUUUAGUUUUAAAUAAACGAAGGCUCCUUUGGAGAAAAAUAGGCGAAUUUAUGCAAAAUAGUGGUUAUUUGGGAAAGGAUGAUGUACGAAAUGUUUAUAAAAACGAGAAUGCCGUUUUUUUUUUUAAUAAAACUAGUACUCUUUAAUAUUGCCUUUUUAUAUCAAAGACAAAAUUAGAAGGUAGGACGUUUUAAUAAAGAAAAUAUAGGAAUAAAAUA
Rhagoletis zephyria (snowberry fruit fly) is the source of this 1909-nucleotide messenger RNA. RefSeq names its product Bifunctional Phosphopantetheine adenylyltransferase - Dephospho-CoA kinase (gene Ppat-Dpck). NCBI's taxonomy places the organism in Eukaryota, Metazoa, Arthropoda, Insecta, Diptera, Tephritidae. Gene Ontology annotation, biological process: coenzyme A biosynthetic process. Gene Ontology annotation, molecular function: dephospho-CoA kinase activity; ATP binding. The record is from RefSeq and is a predicted model, not a curated record.